AGAUGGAGUUUGCUGUGCAGAUGACCUGUAAGAAUUGUGUAGAUGCAAUUUGCAAUUCACUCCAUGGUGUUGAAGGUGUGUAAGUUUGUGGAAAAAUUGGGGUCUUUUUUAUUGUUUUUUUGAUUUUUUUAAAAUCAUCCUAGGUUGUGAAUAAAAGGGUUUAUUUUGUUUUCUUAUUUUGGGAUAUUGACUGUAAUGUUCACUCAAGUAAUUCAAUGCAUACAUGCAGGUGGCUUCAGUUGUAAUGACUGUGUUCUGGUAUAAGACCCUUCACACCUUUCAUACCAUGCCCCACCCAGUAGUUAAAAUGUUUACUCGGAAACUUCCAGGAAAACAUGUAACCAAGUUUUGGAACUUUGUUGUGAUGAACCAGUACCCAAUCCUAAAGAGGGUUAUCCUAACAGCUUUUAAUCGAACUGUGACUACUUUUGGAAGCAGGAGGCUAAUUAUCCUAUAGGAUUAUUAAUGAUAUGUAAAUUACAGUUGCUAUUUUUAAUCAUGUGCUGGUAAAAUUGUUCAAUAUUGAAUGUGACUUAACAUUGUUUUCUAGUAAAAUAUUUAUAUGGAUCUUUUAAUUACUCUAUCAUGAUAGCUGGAUAUUCCGACCAUUUUUGUUGAAUGGUGUUGAUAUUAAGGACAAUCAAAAUCCCUGAAUAUAUGAUAGAAAUGACAGCUUAAAUUAAUGCAUGAGGUGGUUUAACUGAUAGAAAAUGACUUUUUUUUAGGUAUCACAUCAUUCACAGUGGAUCCAAACUCAGAGCAAGUGACUUUAGAGACAACUCUGUCAACCAGACAAGUCCAGAAUCUAUUAGAAACCUCAGGACGUACAGCCAUCUUACGUGGACUUGGUCCAGCAGGCAAGGGCUAUAUGUACACAACACUGAGCAAUAAAAAUUAUGCAGUUGUGUGAUGACUGUAGAGCAUGCCAUCCCUAGAAGUUCAGCAACAUGUACACUGUAGUUGAUCCUGUCCUUUCUCUACUGAAUUUGAGUUACUGAAAGUCCUCCCACUGAAUCAACUGAAAACAACUUCCUUAAUGUCAUGCCUCAAACUGUCUCUUAGUCACAACUAUCUUACUGUCACACUGUUUAUGAUCCCUAUCAUCAUCGCCACUACAAGCUUCAAAUUCCUGGUCUCCUCUUAUAACCACCUACCCCCAUUGUCAUCAUCAUCAUCAUCAUCACCACCCUGUUGAGAUGCUUGACUGUGACAGUACUUACAUGAUUUGAAGUUCAAGACUGAGUUGUCAAACAAUUUAUUCACCCUUACCAUCUCUUUCUUCAUGAUCAUCACUAUUUUCCUCAUGGACUUUAUCCUUCUCAUUAUCACACUCAUCUUUCCCCUUAUCCUCGUCAAAGCUCAUUGCCAGCCUUGUUAUUAUUGUCCUUCUCUUCUGCACUCAUCACCUUCCUAUUAUAUAUAUUUUUUUCACUAUCAUCAUCAUUACUAUCCUCACUAUACUGUUGGUUAUUGUUUUUAUUCCAAUCUAUCAAUUGCCAACUUUUUUGUCAGAUAUUUAUGACAAACAGAUAUCAUUUCAUUCCACACAGGGAAAGAUCUGAAGCAUUUAGGAGCUGCUGUUGUGGAGAUGCGCAGUGGAAUUGUUAAAGGUGUCACCAGAUUUGUUCAGGUAUCUUAAUGCACUUUUGGAUGAAAAGGUUCUUUACAGCACAUAGCCUAAUGACAUUGCUGUUAAAUGUAUUUGUGUUUUUAUGAGUUCCAAUUUACAUGAGAAACUCAUUAUUUGAUGAUGGUCCAUACAAUAUCAUAUUGAAAUUAUGUCCUACUAGGUGGAAAACCAUUAGGGUCAAAUUCUUUAUCACAAACAGAGAAUGUCCAUUUGUCCAUGCUAUGUCCACAGGGAAAGGAAGAGCUGAUAGUUUCAUCUGAUUGCAAUUUAUGCUGGUAAUUUUCUGAUUUUUAGGUAUCUGAGGAUCUGUGUGUGAUUGAUGGUACAAUUGAUGGACUUUCUCCUGGACUUCAUGGGCUCAAUAUUCAUGAAUUAGGAGAUCUGUCUCUGGGAUGUGCAAGGUUAGUUAAAAGUUAUCUGUGACAUUUGUGAACUGUACAAUUCAGAGUACAGUAUUCAUGAUUUACAUGAGUUUUGUCAAAAGAGGAAACUAUAUAAUAAGUGAGCAUUGGUAGCUUGAUGAUUUGCAAGCUGAACUCUUGUUGAAAGGUCCAGGUGUGAGCCCUGGAUGUUGUUAUUCAAAAUCUUUACUCUUAUGGUACACCUCUUCACUAUGGAGUGCAGACAGGUGACAUUAACCAUUCACACCCUCACAUUUACAUCCAUAUUCUCCAUGCUGUUCUCUUUAAAUUUCCUAAGGUACUGACAAGGAGACUUUGAUUAACAAUCAGGAGCUUCAGAUCUGAAAUUGCUGAUCACAUUCUUAAUUCUUAUGGCCUUUAUAUUUGAUUCAAAGGUGAUACUGUAAGGAGAAAUUAGAAGCCAGUCACUCUUUGGGGUUAAAGGGUAACUAAGUUGUUAGAAAAACCUGACAAAACUGUACAGGGGAUAACUUGUGAUGGACUACCAUUCUACUGAGGAUGUGUGCAAGUACUGCUACAAUUUAAGAUAACCUGUUUAAUUAUUCAAUUAUGAUAAAAAGAUACAUCUUUCCCCUUAGUACUGGUGAUCAUUAUAAUCCCAGAAACUGUCAACAUGGAGCACGAGAGGACAAUGAGAGGGUAUGUUCAUUAAUAAUUGCCACUAAUUUUGAAAAAAAUUUCACUCUGUAACCACUUUUAGAAAGUCCAUUUUUGCAGUUUGUAGGGUGUGGUAAAUGUUAUGUGGUGACCACAAGUGCUAAGGUGGCUUAGUUGUUGAGAACCCAGCAUGUGAAUGGAAGAUGGUACAUAUGGGACCUGUCACUGGAACAUUGUCUUUUGUUCCCAAUCAGUAAUUUUAUCUUAUUACUCUUAGUUUGUACAAUUUCAAGAAGAAAUAAAUUAAGCUUAAAGACUUGGCAGCCAACUUAAGUUACAGAGGCUUGAUUUCAAGUAUUGUAGAAUUGAUUGUUGGCCCUCCCAAACUCAACCUUUGAUACUGAUAACCGCAUAUAACUAAGGCCUCUAAUUCAGUUAGUCAUUCAUACUUUUAGUGAUGGAUGAUUAAGUUGGCUGAUUUAUUUGUAUUUUGUAUAUCGAAGCAUGUUGGUGACCUUGGCAACAUUUCAGCUGACAAAAAUGGCAGAGCCUCUUUCAGAAUGGAGGACAAAAAUAUCAAGGUAAAUCACUUGGACUUUUCUUACAUUAUGUUUUUAUUCUCCAUCAGGUAAGAAACUUUUAGACUAUGUACAGCUGUGAUUUUUUCUUCUUGUCUGAUAAAUUGUUGAUUGUUUCCUAUUAAUCUUAUUGGUAAGUGUGCAUAAGAGUUAAGAGAGUUCUGCUACUAAGCUGUAGGUUCAAAUUCCUGUUGCACUUGCAGUCACCUACAUAUGGAGUUUCUUUCUUUUUCUUCUGUUGUGUUAAAAAAAAGGGAAAAGGUCCUAAAGAAGUUAAAUAACCCCAUAAAAAAUAUAGUAAAACAAAAUAACCUUAAAAAUAUAAUCGUUAAAUACACACAGUGCAAAUUACAUGAACAAUCAAAUGCCACACAACAGUACAGUGUAGUUGACAAUGUGCAAUCAUCACAAGGACCAAGGUCUGUUUACACUAUUAAUAGCUUCCUGUAGUGACAUUUUUUGUCAGGUUUCUCAGUUUUUGAGGUGGCCAUUAAACAUGCGCAUUCUCAGGUUAAAUGAAUAUGAAAUCUUUUUGACCCUCAACACCCUGAUAUUAAUAUGCAUAUUCUCCAUACUGUUCUGGGAACAUUUCUUAAGGUGCUGACAAGGAGAUUAUUUGUCUAACAAUCAAGAGCUUCUCUUAGGUGGUGAUCAUUUCCUUUUUACUUGUGACCUUAAUGUUUGAUUGAGGGUGAUAUUGUAAGGAGAAUUAGAUGCUAGUCACUCUGAGGGAUUAAAGGGUUGAUCAGUUAUCAUCUGGGAGCUGUUAUGAUAAAUCUGCUUGGUUGAUAUUAUUAUUACAUGCACAUAUGAUUUAUGUGUGGGAAGUUCAAAAAUUUUGAGAUUUCAAGGUUUUAUAUUGACGUCUCUUUGAUGUAGAUUUUUGUAUUACAAAUUAGCUUUUAAGACAGAACGACGUUUCGACCUCUCUGAGGUCAUUUUCAGUAAAUUGUAAAAAUUAGCAUGGUUUCAGUCCAAAAAAUUAUUCAACAUUUUCAAGGUUUAUCUAGGAUUUGGAAACACUAACGUACAAGCAAUGUGGCGUUACUUCGAGGUAUUAUAGCGUAAACGGGGGUUGUUGUUCUACAGUAAGAGCAGUUUAAUCAUUUAUUUUGUCCUUCCCUGCAGGUUUGGGAUGUAAUCGGCCGCUCACUUGUCGUACAUCACGGUGAAGAUGACCUUGGGCGUGGCACCAAUGAAUUGUCGAAGAUAACUGGAAAUUCUGGCCCUGGGUAAGACUUGUACCGAAAGAGUCUGCAAACUUAGAUUCCAGGUUCUUACACUUAUUUUAUUUUAUGUUGUUUCCUGGCAGUAACUGAAAAGAACAGGGGCGUUCAGAUCUAAGAUCUCAAACGAAUUCGCAUUUUGAUCAGCCGCGGUCUCGGUCGGAAUGUGAGCGUUCUUUUCUUGGAGUCUUUUUACAUCGAAGUUUUACGCUUUCGUUAGUUCCUGUAAGUCGACGUUACAAAAAUGAUUUUGAAAUUCCUCAACUCUUCACAUAACAUGGUCGUAUAAGCUGCCCUCUUUGGCUCAUUUUGACAAACAAUAUCGGGAACUCGUUGUAGACCCUCCUUCAAGAACCAAUUUCUUUAUUUAGCGAUAGGAAGUUUAAAAUCUUAUCGUGUAGCAAAGGAAGGGCUUUGAAGUACAGUCCUGUAACUGACGAAAUAUGUUUGAAUGUGGAUAACUGAGAUACGGUUUUGUUCUUUUGCUGUUUUGGAGGAUUCUUUUUCCUUCCCGAGAUUGUCCCCCUUGUACGAACCUAACUCCCAACAAAGUCAUCUGAGCGAGCCCCUAGAACAACUUGGCGACCACUUAUUAAAAUGUGUUUCUAAAAAAAUCUUUUACAGAUUAUCUUGUGGAAUCAUCGCCAGAUCAGCUGGACUUUUCCAGAACACCAAAAAGUACUGUGCAUGUGAUGGAAAAAUCCUUUGGGAGGACAAGCCAUUGUCUGAACCAACAAGCAUGCCUUCUCAGCUGUAAAUUCUUGUACGGAAACCAGUGGAUGUCUUGAAAUCAAGAAAUCUUCUAGGAUAUUUCAUCUGUUUGGGAUCAAGCUCCGUAAAAGCAGGACACAGGCAAACCAAUAACAUUCGCUUCUGUUUUCGCAAUAUCAAGAAAAAGAGCAGUUGAUUUUAUCUCUUGGAGUCACUUAAAAGUUAAAUGAUAUCUUUGACGUCAUAGCGAAAUUUUUUCCUGUCAUGAAAUCGCCCAAGGAAGGUUUUUAGUAGACAGUUGUCUCGAUUUUUCAUUCUUCAUUUAACACUUACCCUUUGGAUCAUGUCGCAUCAUGUGACUGAGGAGAAACAAACUGUUUACGUUCUUUCAAAUUUCAUAUUGAUAAGGAAUCGAAUCUCAGUUAGACCCAUCCAAGCAAACAUUUCAACUGAAUUUCGAAACAACUUGUCACGCUUUUAGGGAUGGCAAAAUAACAAAUCAAAACCACAAGAGUUUAAACUAUUCAACAGCAUUCUUGUUUAUAUCAGUUGAGCUCCCCAACUUUGGUAGUGCUCUGUGAGCCGUCUUAAGUCUUACUUUGACCUUCUUGGAAUCUCUGUACAGAUAACAUUUUACCCGCACGGCUUGCGUGUUGACGUGCCCUUACCCGUUUCCCAAGGGAAUAAAAUCCCUACCAUGUGAUCUUGAAAGACGGUUUUGUGUUAUUUAAAGGAAAUACAAGAAAAUCUGUCACUUGAACCUUGUUUAUCAAAAUAAUUUGGCCCGCGAUGGUUGAGCACUCUCCUGCUGAGAUUGUUAUAAUUCAU
This is a messenger RNA of Pocillopora meandrina, 5992 nucleotides long. The record is from the annotation of a GenBank genome assembly. NCBI's taxonomy places the organism in Eukaryota, Metazoa, Cnidaria, Anthozoa, Scleractinia, Pocilloporidae.